UUUCCCCAAUUUCCAUCAUUUUAGUUCUCCCCAAAAAAGCGGACUUAUACAAACCCUUGAAAGAGAAGCAUCAGUCAUAAGAAACUAAUUCAUGGCGAAGCCCUCAAAACAGCGAUCUUCUUCCGAAGACGCUUCCAAUUCUUCCGAAGAUGAACAUCUCAAUGAUCAGAUCGUUGAAGAAGACGACGAAGAACUCGAAGCUGUUGCUAGACCUGUUGAUUCUGACGAUGACGCUGAUGAUGAUGUACCUUGUCAUGAUGAUGGAGAGGAUGACUUUGAGGAUGGAAAUGUUGCUGGUAAUGAAGUUUCUAAGCGUGAAAAGGCAAGGCUGAAAGAAAUGGAAAAGCUAAAGAAGAAGAAAAUUCAAGAAAUAUUGGACAAACAAAAUGCUGCAGUUGAUGCUGACAUGAACAACAAGGGUAAGGGGCGUUUGAAGUACCUUCUUCAGCAGACUGAGAUAUUUGCUCAUUUUGCCAAGGGCGAACAUUCCGCCACCCAGAAGGCAAAGGGAAGAGGACGACAUGCAUCCAAGGUAACUGAAGAAGAAGAAGAUGAGGAAUAUCUCAAGGAGGAAGAAGCUGGAACUGCAAAUACAAGACUUCUCACACAGCCUUCAUGUAUUCAGGGAAAGAUGAGAGACUACCAGCUUGCUGGAUUGAACUGGCUCAUCCGAUUGUAUGAGAAUGGUAUAAAUGGAAUCCUUGCAGAUGAGAUGGGUCUGGGUAAAACUUUGCAAACUAUCUCUUUGUUGGGCUAUCUCCAUGAAUUUAGAGGUAUUACUGGGCCGCACAUGGUUGUUGCUCCGAAAUCAACCCUUGGAAACUGGAUGAAUGAAAUAAAGCGUUUUUGCCCAGUUUUGAGGGCUGUGAAAUUUCUAGGAAAUCCCGAGGAGAGGAGACAUAUACGCGAAGAUUUGUUGGUUGCUGGAAAAUUUGAUGUCUGUGUCACUAGUUUUGAAAUGGCUAUUAAAGAAAAGACUUGUUUGCGACGCUUUAGUUGGCGAUAUAUUAUAAUUGAUGAAGCGCAUCGUAUCAAAAAUGAAAACUCUCUUCUUUCGAAAACAAUGAGGCUUUUUAAUACCAAUUACCGUUUACUCAUUACUGGAACUCCACUUCAGAACAAUCUCCAUGAACUGUGGUCACUUCUGAACUUCUUAUUGCCAGAGAUUUUUAGUUCUGCAGAAACUUUUGAUGAGUGGUUUCAGAUAUCUGGGGAAAAUGACCAGCAGGAGGUUGUUCAACAACUUCAUAAGGUCCUCAGACCCUUUCUUCUUCGGAGACUGAAGUCAGAUGUCGAGAAAGGUUUACCUCCAAAAAAAGAAACAAUCCUUAAAGUGGGCAUGUCUCAAAUGCAAAAGCAGUAUUAUAGGGCUUUACUGCAAAAGGAUCUUGAAGUUGUUAAUGCUGGUGGAGAGCGUAAACGCCUUCUGAAUAUUGCUAUGCAACUGAGAAAAUGUUGUAAUCAUCCAUAUUUAUUCCAAGGUGCUGAACCUGGUCCACCGUACACCACAGGAGACCACUUGAUUACUAAUGCUGGAAAAAUGGUUUUGCUGGAUAAGUUGCUUCCUAAGUUGAAGGAGCGUGGCUCUAGGGUUUUAAUCUUUUCACAGAUGACAAGGCUGCUCGAUAUAUUGGAGGAUUAUCUUAUGUUCCGCGGUCACCAGUAUUGCCGGAUAGAUGGUAAUACUGGCGGGGAUGAUCGUGAUGCAUCUAUUGAAGCUUUUAACAAGCCUGGAAGCACAAAAUUUGCGUUCUUACUGUCUACACGAGCUGGUGGCCUUGGAAUCAAUCUUGCAACUGCAGACAUUGUCAUUCUCUAUGACAGUGACUGGAAUCCACAAGUUGAUUUGCAAGCACAGGACAGAGCCCACAGGAUUGGUCAAAAGAAGGAGGUUCAAGUGUUUCGUUUCUGCACGGAGUAUACAAUAGAGGAAAAGGUGAUUGAGAGAGCUUAUAAGAAACUUGCGCUUGAUGCUUUAGUUAUUCAACAAGGACGACUAGCUGAACAAAAGACUGUUAACAAGGAUGAGCUGCUCCAAAUGGUGAGAUUUGGUGCAGAAAUGGUUUUUAGCUCUGGGGAUAGCACAAUUACAGAUGAAGAUAUAGAUCGAAUUAUUGCCAAGGGAGAAGAGGCAACUGCUGAGCUUGAUGCAAAAAUGAAAAAAUUCACAGAGGAUGCAAUUAAAUUUAAGAUGGAUGACACGGCUGAUCUAUAUGAUUUUGAUGAUGAAAAGGAUGAAAAUAAGGUGGACUUCAAGAAACUUGCAAGUGACAAUUGGAUUGAACCGCCAAAACGAGAGAGAAAGCGCAAUUAUUCAGAAUCAGAGUAUUUCAAGCAAACUAUGCGCCAAAGUGGUCCUGCUAGGCCCAAGGAACCUCGCGUACCGCGCAUGCCUCAGUUGCAUGACUUCCAGUUUUUUAACACUCAAAGACUUACUGAAAUAUAUGAGAAGGAAGUCCGGCAUCUUGCGCAAUCUCGUCAGAAAAAUCAGAUUAAAGAUUCCAUAGAUGUCGAUGAGUCUGAUGAAAUGACUGAUCCUCCAUUGACUUCGGAAGAACAACAAGAAAAAGAGCGCUUGUUGGAGGAGGGUUUCUCAACAUGGGCUAGGAGAGAUUUUAAUACCUUCAUCAGAGCUUGUGAAAAGUUUGGUAGGAAUGAUAUUAAGAGCAUUGCUGCUGAGAUGGAAGGAAAAACAUAUGAGGAGGUUGAAAGAUAUGCUAAAGUUUUUAAAGAGAGAUAUAAAGAAUUAAAUGAUUAUGAUAAAAUAAUCAAGAAUAUUGAACGAGGGGAAGCCAGAAUUUCCAGGAAAGAUGAGAUUAUGAAGGGAAUCGGGAAGAAGCUGGAUCGCUAUAAGAAUCCGUGGUUGGAGCUGAAGAUCCAGUAUGGUCAGAACAAAGGGAAAUUGUACAACGAAGAGUGUGAUCGCUUUAUGAUUUGCAUGAUUCACAAACUUGGAUAUGGUAAUUGGGACGAGUUGAAGGCUGCUUUUCGAACAUCUCCACUGUUCCGUUUUGAUUGGUUUGUUAAAUCGCGCACCACUCAGGAACUCGCAAGGAGAUGUGACACACUUAUUCGUUUGGUUGAGAGAGAGAAUCAGGAAUACGAUGAGAGGGAGAGACAGGCACGCAAAGAGAAGAAACUUGCUAAGCAGAAUGCCACACCCUCUAAGCGUGGAAUAAGUCGUCAGCAAGCUGAAAGCCCCACUUCUUUCUUGAAGAAAAGGAAGCAGCUAACAAUGGAUGACUAUGCUGGUAGCUCGGGGAAAAAAAGGAAAUAGCGGAGUUGUGUAAAACUGCCAUUGUGUAGUUACAGGAUCACAUCAUAUUUAAUCCUGAUUAGAUGCAGUAACAUUGUGAAGUAACCUGCCCAUAUUUUUGCAAUAUUCUUUAGGGUUGGGACGGUUUUAUCAUUAGGGCUUUUGGACGAGUUGUAUAGUAUUACUAUUAACGAUAGCACAAAAGAGAACCCAACUUAAAACAUGUUGGUCAGGUUAGUUAGAUGUUGGUUUAGACUUUUUCCAACUGUAAUGAAAAGCUCCUAGAGUCACUAAACCAGUAUUAAGUUUGCUGGCGCCUGGCGAUGCUCCAUUUCAGUAUGAUCUUGUUUUUAAGUUUACUCUCUGAUCCCGACUCCUGAAUAUAUAUUUCUCGUUUACAUUAA
Messenger RNA from Amaranthus tricolor (Joseph's coat), 3660 nucleotides. RefSeq names its product ISWI chromatin-remodeling complex ATPase CHR11-like. The coding region runs from base 92 to 3277 and encodes 1061 amino acids. Lineage: Eukaryota; Viridiplantae; Streptophyta; Magnoliopsida; Caryophyllales; Amaranthaceae. Gene Ontology annotation, cellular component: nucleus; chromatin. Gene Ontology annotation, molecular function: histone binding; ATP hydrolysis activity; ATP-dependent chromatin remodeler activity. Gene Ontology annotation, biological process: regulation of transcription by RNA polymerase II; nucleosome organization. The transcript has 25 exons. The record is from RefSeq and is a predicted model, not a curated record.